AUGUUGGACGGAAGAAGCGGAGAGGCUAUAACUGGGUUCAAGGUCAGCCAUCCUACUCCACUAAGAGCUCGAGGAGUCAGCAAUCUCAGUGUACUAUGGCAGCUCGAACUAGUACAGCAUGCGAAACUUGUCGCACUACUAGGAAACGCUGCGCUGGGGGACCUCCUUGUCAGAACUGUUUUGAACGGGGGAAAGAGUCUUGUGAAUUUGUCCUCACUGCAAUUAGCAGGAAGCUUGUUGCACAGCAGGCAAGGAUCGAAAGUGACGCAUGCGGCCCGUGUCUCACGAACAGCACACUUUGCAGGGGAGGACUGCCGUGUGAGGAAUGCGUUCUACGUGGAAAUGGAGCAUGUACGUUUGAGCUUGGCUCGCGCAGCGAGAAGCACCUGGCAAGGGCCAGAUCUGCCUGCCUGCCAUGCCGCGCCAAGAAAAUCCGCUGCACUGGCAAAGGACCUCCGUGUGUAUCAUGUACUCUUCGUGGAAUUGAAAUCCGAUAUUCCCGCCGAGUCAUCCUGGAAUGCAGUACUAGAGAAGGCCCCAGUCCAACCGGCUGAGAGCCCUCUCCAUGAAGAGUCUUACAGUAGUCCGUCAUCCUACACCUCCACUCUUGCUGCUAUAGAUACGAGACGAGCAUUCCACGAUGAGUCAGAGGGAGUUACCACACCACUUUCCAAAACCAGCUGUUUGACUGCCCCGUCGGAGCUGGGCAGAACUCCAAGCCCAGAUGUCAGCAGUUCCGACAGUGCUGUUGGCCCAUCUUCACUGGCAGGGUGCGCUUCAUAUGAGCAACUCCUCGACGUCCUCCCAAACCGUGAACUAUGUUGUGUCAUCGACGCCAUCAGCUUCGAAGCUGAGUAUGAGGCAUUCUGCCGCAAUUUUAAUGUCGCACCGCAAUCCUGGCUAUCCUUGCUUUUUGCAAUUCUAGCACUAGCCUGCCGUGCGGAAGAAGAUUCUGGAAGAGGCUGUUUCUCUGAUGAUUUGUCGAUGCGGUGCGAGGAAGCUGCCUGGCACUGUCUGUUGACCAACGACCCACCAUUUGAAAUAUCACGGAGUUCACUGAAAGCGAUGGUACUCAUAAUCUAUGGUCGCACACACCGUGGAGAGGAUGUAUUCAGUGACCUGCAACUGGCCUGCCGUGCGGCAAUAUCUACCAAAUGUCAUGUGGAUACCGAGCAGUGUGUUGUCCAGCCCAAGGUUUGCGAGGAAUACCGAUGUAUUCUGGUUAGCCUGAAAGCCCUGUUUAUGCUCAACGCUCAGAUGCACGACUACUACCGCAACCCGGUACUCACCCAAGAGUAUCCUGAACAUUCAAGCCUAUCAACUGGUGCCGCAGAAUUAUCUCCCAUGGAGACGACGUUUACCAUGUUGAAUUCUCAACUGUUGAAGAUAUCAGACACGAUCUGUGUGAGCGCAGAGCGUGGUUUGAUGUCAGAGUGUACCCUCGCUGUCCUUGAGACUGAGCUAGACCGUAUGGAGAAAGCCUGCAGCGAGCUUAACACCAAGCUCGGUGGACCUGGUUCGCAGUCAAUCUCUCAUCAAGGCGGCUAUGGUAUACUGCACUGCUAUAUCAACUAUCUGCUUCGUCUUCUCUUUUUGCCUUAUCUUCAGCGAUACCUAGAUGGGGAGACGACACCAGAAACAAGAUUAUCUGCAUUGAAGUGUAUUGCUUUUGCAAAGGCUACGUUGCGAGUGUUCAAUCUUUUGGCUGAGAGCAUGCAGUCCAAAUCAUAUGCUUGGUAUAUGCGAGGUCUCGGAAGCUACUAUGCUGAACAAUCAGCAUAUACUCUCAUCGGAGGCGCUGCAGGGCUCCAGGGAGGAAAGGAAGACCAAGAGGUCGAGUCUUUACUAAACCCAUAUUCUCUGCAAGAGGAGCGUUUAUUCUCGAAUACCGAUGAUCGGAUGUGA
This is a messenger RNA of Penicillium antarcticum, 1905 nucleotides long. Its product is annotated as fungal specific transcription factor domain-containing protein. The record is from RefSeq and is a predicted model, not a curated record. The coding region runs from base 1 to 1905 and encodes 634 amino acids. The transcript is spliced from 7 exons. Lineage: Eukaryota; Fungi; Ascomycota; Eurotiomycetes; Eurotiales; Aspergillaceae.